Molecule: messenger RNA, 1490 nt
Organism: Haplochromis burtoni (Burton's mouthbrooder)
Lineage: Eukaryota; Metazoa; Chordata; Actinopteri; Cichliformes; Cichlidae
Product: growth arrest and DNA damage-inducible protein GADD45 beta
Exons: 4
Coding region: 104-565 (153 amino acids)
Biological process (GO): regulation of cell cycle
Cellular component (GO): nucleus; cytoplasm
Source: RefSeq, a predicted model, not a curated record
ACGCAACGUUGCCAACAACAAACGCAGAAGAGACUGGCAUAACUUUGGUACACCGGCAGUUGUCACGCAUUUACGCAGUGGGAUCGGUUUUUAAUUUGCAAUCAUGAUUCCCGAAGAAAGCUUUGCUUCCAUCGAGAACAAGAUGCAGUCUGUAGGUCUGGCUCUGGAGGAGUUGCUGGUAACUGCUCAGAAACAAGGCUGUCUCACUGUUGGCAUUUAUGAAUCAGCCAAGCUUCUUAAUGUAGAUCCAGACAGCGUGGUGCUAUGCGUGCUGGCAGCCGACGAUGAAAACGAUGUGGCGCUGCAGAUCCACUUCACGUUGCUACAGUCCUUCUGCUGCGACAGCGGCAUCACCAUCUUGCGAGUCUCUGGGUUUCAGCGACUCCAGCGGCUGCUGGGAGCUGUGGAUGCCAACAGGAACCAGGAAGAGCACAGAGACCUUCACUGCAUGCUGGUUACGAAUCCUCAGGCAGAGCACUGCAGACUGCAGGAAGUGGGGACCUACUGCCAGGAGAGUCGGCGCCUUGACCAGUGGGUGCCUGAACUAGUCCUGCAGGAACGCUGAAGGGUCUGCAUACAGGAACUUUUGUGGCCAGAUACUGAUACACUGAAGGAUCUGUAUGCUCAAGCAGGGAUGACCUGGAGUGUAGCCGCUCCAGUCCACUAUCCUUAAUGACCAGCAAAACCAUGGACUCCCACUCAAAGACUAGUGAAACAGCUGGACUGGACACUGGUUUCUAGAAUCUGUACUUGUGCAAAAGAUACAGAGAGAAAAGUCACAAUGUUUUUACAAUGCCAUCAAAACACAAUCUGUUUUGUGUUGCUCUCUGGGUGCUCACAAUGUCUAUGGGGUGUGACAUAGUAAACAUUAAGAGGAGUAGUAGUUUUGAAAGGAACACAUCCACACCCAUCUUAUAUCUGGAAGUCUUGUUUGUUUGACUGACAGGAAUGUUGCAGUGCUGAAACUGUACCAGACAUUCCUGGGAGAGUCCCAGAAAAGGAGAGGAGAGGUGUGUGUUUGUAUGUGUGGUAUGUCUAUGUGUGGUAUGCAUUUACAAUACUUGUUUUUUACUGUAGAAAAGACUGGGUGUGCAGUAUGUACAUUCUUAAAACGAACAGCUGAAAGCUGCUGGGGAAUUGUCACCAUGGAAACUGAAAUGGAAAUAAUGUUAAAGACACACAGGACCUAUGGACACCGGAAGAAACAAAAGAAAAAACAAUGUAAAGAGACUCUGAGGAUGAUAUAUUUUAGUCAGGAUCCGAAAUUCCCAAUGAUGCAGAACGCCUGUGCUGUCUGAUCCGGACAGGUCAGCUUUAAAUGUAUUGUAAAAAUAUCAACUUCUUUGUGCCUUCAAGAGUGCUGCCUUUCUGAUAAAUAACUAAUGUAAAGUGGCUACACUGUUAAUUUAUUGAUUGUAUUGUUUUUUGUAGUUAUUUGUAAUCUAUUUUGUGCUCUGUUAUCUAAGUAAAUAAAUUAUUUUAUUCAUAAA